Thermothielavioides terrestris NRRL 8126 is the source of this 3576-nucleotide messenger RNA. RefSeq lists its product as uncharacterized. Lineage: Eukaryota; Fungi; Ascomycota; Sordariomycetes; Sordariales; Chaetomiaceae. The coding region runs from base 1 to 3042 and encodes 1013 amino acids. The transcript is spliced from 4 exons. The record is from RefSeq and is a predicted model, not a curated record.
AUGGACGAGGAGACACAAAGCAACACAAAGGGACAAGCAGCUCCGGCAUCCCCCGCCACCUCGCGACAGCAAACCUCCUCAGAUGUGCCAACCGGGGGCGAGGUGAUAGCAGCAGGAGCAGCAGCAGCAUCGCCGACCAUUGCGAAUGCGAUCACCAUAGCCAACGCGGCCGUGGACCGCGUCGCCAUGACAGAGUCGCAGCAGCCCGCAAACCCCGGCACGGCGCGGGUAGAGAGUCCGUCGCCUCACUUUCAGACGACAGCGACAGCGUCGACAGCAGAGACGGCCAGACAAGCUUCACAAUCGGCGGCGCCUGCGCCCAAUUCGGUCGCUGGCCAGCGCCAGGUCAACGAAGAAGUCGUGCAUGGGAGGGGCCCGAUGGCUGCUGCACAGCUUGACCCGGCGGAAAAAGCGAGUCCAGCCGGCACUGGCAUUGGAGCUGGAACAGCCGGAACGGGCGCUGCAACGACCGGGUCUCCACAGCAGCUCGAGCCUCCAGGCCCGUCGCUGCAAUCGCCGCCUGUGCAGCAGUCUUUUCAACCACAACAGCCGCCCGUGUCCGCGCCAUCUCCGUCAGCCCAUCCGCACACGGCUCCGCAUCCCCAAUCCCAGCCGGCGCCGCCACCGCCGCAACAGCCGCUGCAGGUGCCCUUGCAACCGCAUCAUCCCCAGCACUAUCCACCGCCGGGACAGCCGCCGGCAGCGCACACGCUGCACACGCGAUCUCUCCAGCAGCACCAGGCUCCACUCGCUCAGACGGGGCGCGUGCAAAGUCCACCGGCGCAUCCUCAGCAUCCGCAUCCUCCACAACAACAAUUUUACCACCAGCAUUAUUCGCAACCGCAACCGCAACCGCACCAGCAACCACCACCGCCGCAGCCGCAGCCGCUCGAACCUGUUCCCGCGUCGGCCCUGCCAGCUUUACACCAGCCGCAGCCGCAGGCGCACCUGCAGUUCCAUUCACAUCCUCAACCCCAACCCCAACCCCAGCAGUCUCUUCCUCCUCUGCCGCACACCUCGCAUCAGCGCGCGCCUGGCCCGAAGCCCGUCAUCAUGGACCCACCAGGGCUGCGCAAGGCGACGCAGUCGCAGUCGUCGCAGCAGCAAACCGCCAUGGGCUUCCCGUCGCCCACGCGCGACUAUGCGGCAGCAAAUCCCAAGUUUGUCGACGACUGCACGCGCAUGAAUUAUGCCCUGCUCCAGAGCCUGCCCGAGGCCGUCCGGCGCAUUGUCCGGGACCACUGGGAGAAGUGCCUGCUGGGCUCCGAGUUCCACCAAGCUUUCAUUCUUAAUGCCUCCAUCCACCACGCGCCCGCGUCCGUCAUGAGACGCGCCCUGAGAGAUUUCGGGGGGAAGAUGGUUGCCGAGUCGAAACACGAGCUCAUCGCCCACUUCACAACCGAAGCCCUGGACGAGGUUGCCGAUCACAUCAUCAGCAAAGCCAGUGAUAGCUUCCUCGACAAAUGCCUGGAGAAGCGUCUGCUGACCAUUGAGGCCAAACCGCUCAUCAACGCGCUUGCAAAAGCUGAGCGGCUGGGCUAUGAACCGGGCGACAUAGUCCAGGACGACCAGCACGAGCGCGUCAUCCCCCAAGAAGCCUACCCGGGAGCCGCUACCGGUGCGAACGGUUUCCACGCUCAUCCUAGCCAGCCAUCCUCUGCGAACGCGCAAGGGAACCGACAACAGCUACAGUGUCUUCAGUGCUUCCGAACCUUUCUGCACGCCUCUGCGUAUGACUAUCACACGAAGUACAAUGUCUGCAGCCAAAUCCCUCCCUCCACGAAGGGGUUCGAGCAUUCAUGUCCUCACUGUGGGCAGGGCUGCAGCAGGGUGGAGGAAUUGCAAGCUCACCUCGACAACAAAGUCUGCGGCAACUUCAGCCAGCCGACCAAGGUGUCCCGGGGGCCAGGCCGCCCUCCAAAGAAUCCCCCGGCUCCGCAGCCCAACCAAGCAGUCAUCCUUCCCUCACCGUCCUCGCAGUCCCGAGCUGCAAACGGCUACUCGGGCACGCAACUUCAGUCCACGCCGGCGCGUUCUAGCUUGGCAGGCCGGCCUGCAGGCGCCACGCCCGGAUCGACGUCGUCCCCCAUCGCGGCGGACCCCUACGCCCACCUGACGGAAGAACAAAUGGCGGCGAUGAACGAGGAGCUGCGCGAGGCCGAGGCAAAGUACGCGCCCCGCUUUGCCGACGCGGAGCUCAUUCCGGACGAGAACGCGCGGCGGCAGAAGAUCGAAGGCCUGCGCAACAGCUUCGGCACCAAGCAAUCCAUGAUCCGAAAGAAAUACGGCGUGCGCCUGCGGGAGCGCCGCACCAAGGCCGAGAUCAUGGCUGAGCGGGAGCGGAUGGGCCUCAAGCGCGCCGAGAAGGAAAAGGCCAAAGCAAUGGCUGCUGCUGCCGCUGCUGCCGCCGCCGCCGCACGGCAGAACUCGAGCCCGCGAGCCAACGUGGAAGCGGCAUCACGCGCAGCCGGCGGCGGCGGCAGCAGCAGCGGGUGGAUCGCCGCUAACACGCCGCGGGCGAGCGCCCUCUCGGAGGAGGAGCAUGACCUGAAGCGUCGGCGCCUGGACGAGAGCGGCGGCUAUCAAACGCCAUACAAGUCCCAGGCGCCCGACUCGCCCACGCGCAAGACCCUCCCCGUGUCGGAGAUCGGCGGCGGCCUGUCGGGCGCGGCUGCCACCCCCGCGACGCACGACCCCACACUGCCGCCUCCGCCGUCCCAGCCGACGAAAGUGUACGAACAGUCCGGAGCGCGCGUCGAGAUCCACGAGCCGGCGCAGGCGCAGGCCAGCAAGCCCGGCGCGUCGUCCCGACCCGACGACGCAUCCGCAUCCGCCACGCCCGCCGGAUCGGACGAGACCGGCGCGAGCCGCCGCCCCGCGAGCAGGCAGGACCCGGCCGCCGCGGAGAAGAAGCCGGUCAUUGUCCUCGACAACGAUUCAUCGUCAUCCGACGACGACGAUGAAGACAUCCCCUCGACGUUGCCGGCCCACGUGCGCAAGAGCCUCGCGUCCGGCAGCACCUCGCUCGUGCCGAACCAUUGAUUGAGCUACCUUUUCCGCCCUGCCCAUCAAGAGUCUGCAGAGUCUGCCACCUACCUACCUACCUUACCGGUUCCCACAUUUGCUUGCGAGCGGGCGUUGUUGGGUGUACCCCUUUGUCUGCGGAACAAACAUAAAACCUGUUUCUGUUAACCUCUCCAUUAACGUCGUUCAACACGUUUCCCGCCACACUUCCUUCGGUUGCGUCAAUACCCUUAGAUACCCCCCCACCCGCAGGGGCUCUACCAUUCUGCAUUGUUUCUUUUUCCUCGGGGCCUGAUCAGGGUUAUUUACCGUUCGCUGGGCUGGUCGAUGCGUCAGGACGCGGCCGACGGCCGACAACAGCACAUUUCGCCCAGCGCCAUUCCUUUGGCGUUUGCGGUUUCAUGGUUAGAGUUCAAAGAAAUGGACCCGGAGCGUGGGUGGAAGUGGAGGUUUGUUUGCCUUGAACGCAAUGUUGUAUGUAUAUCCCGCCAGGUUGUGUGUGCAUCCCUCUCUGGAGGGGAGUAAAAAAUGUAAUAGCAGACUCGACUGGAG